AGACAGUUGGUAAUUCCCUUCAUCGGCCUUGUGGUGAUCAUCUGGUCUUAACCUGUAUGGAGCUUCUGAGAAGCACUUUCACAGCAUUAAAAGUCAGCAAUGAUUUUUUGAGAAAACUUGUGUAAGCUUGUGCACAUUAAAUUGUUAUAAUUAAUUUUUAUGGAAUAAAACAUAACAUGAAUUAAUUAUAAGGAAACAAAUAUUUGAUGCAGGGUAAUUAUCUAUUAACAGAAAAGAUAAUAAAAAAAAUAAAAAUUUAUGUGGACCCGCUCCUCUUAGUUAGCACUCUCUUAUUUGUUGGUUUUAAGUGGGGGCAUACAAAACACAUUCUCCUCAACGUAUCAGUAUCAAUCAAUCAGAUAACAGAAAUAACAGAAUUCCUCAUGUGUUGGAGAAAAUCUUUUGACUUUUGAACGUUGGAGAUCUUCUUUUUCUUUCUCUUUGUUUAAUUUUUCUUUUUUGGCUUGGGAGUUGUUUCACUUUCUCUUCAAGCACCAGUAGAAUAGAAACUGCCUUCUAAAAUUUCCCUUCUUAUCUAUCUCUUCUUCUUGCAGUUUCUCUACCCACAGUUACCUUCUUCCUCUGAUCAACUUCUGUUUUUCUCUAGCCAAAAGACCUUGUACCACCAAGUCCAUACAUUCUAUUUUGUAAAAUUUACAGAAGCAGUGUCCAGAGAUGGACGAAUAUGAUGUAUCACCUUGGUUGUCCAAGCCUACAUUCCCAAAAGAAAAGCAUCUCCAAGCACAUGAAUUUCCCUUCUCUUUAGACAGAAAAAAUCUGGCUGCAAGAUCAGCUAAAGUUUCUGCAUUGCUCAAAGAAAAUCCCCAAGUAGAACUCUCUAGUCUUCUCCAAGAUAUCCCUGCUGAUACAAAAACUCUCGAGCUUGUUUUAAGAUUCUGCCAUGGGUUUGAACUGACUUUCUCCUCCGAGAAUGUUAUCCAGCUCAUUUGCCUUUCUAACUAUUUGGAGAUGACAGAUACAUUCAGCAAAAGUAAUCUGCUAAAUAAGGCUGUUACUUUCUUUGAACAAAGAGUCCUUCCUAGUUGGGAUGAGACUAUCAGAGCUUUGCGUUCAGCGGGUAGUUCCCUUCAAGAAGCCGUGAAUUUGGGCUUAUUUGACGUUUGUUUAGAGUCUCUUGUCAAAAAAGCUCAGGUUAAUCCGCAUCUUCUUGGGGAUCCAUUCAAGAACUCAACGAAUGUUGAGAAUUGUGGAGAUGAGGAGGAAGACUAUAGACCAAAAGUAAGACGCAGACUCUUUGGUCUUGAUUGGGAAUCAGAGGAUUUGACAACACUUUCCCUUCAGCUAUAUCAUCGUAUCGCUUUCACUAUGAAUAAGCACCAGAUCCCACCAAAGUAUGUGGCUGCAUCGCUCUGUAAGUAUGCAGAGAAGUGGGUUUUCUACAGUGACGAAGGAGUGGAGAAUGUGUCAAUUUACAAAAGAAACUCUAAAAGGGAUGUGAUUGAAGCAGUGGAAAGUCUUCUGCCUCAUGAGAAAGGACUAAUUCCCUGCACAAUAUUGUUCAAAAUGCUUAAGUUUGCGAUUCCCUUGGAAUCUAGCAGUGAAUGUCAAAAUGGAUUGGAGAAUAGAAUCGGGAAGCAGCUAGAGCAGGCAACAGUCGAAGACCUCUUAAUACUUUCUCAAGGUUAUGCCAAGGAAACGCAAUAUGAUAUUGAAUGUGUGAGGAGGCUUCUGAAGCAGUUUUAUGGCAACUAUAGUAGUUCUGACAGUUCUGGCCUUAAUGCCGUGGCACAACUCAUUGAGGAAUUCAUUAUAGAGGUUGCAAGCGACAUAGAUUUGAAGAUAAAUACAUUUGCUGAACUUGGUGAGAUGUCAAUGGCAGUAUCAUUAGGAACAGAGAAAAACUGCGAUGGAAUAUACAGGGCUGUUGAUAUUUACUUAGACAAGCAUAGAUAUUUAACAGAAUUGGAAAGGGAGGAGGUUUGUAGGAUGUUGGAUUGUUAUAAACUAUCGCCUGAAGGUUGUGAACAUGCUGCAAACAAUGAAAGAUUGCCGUUGAGGUUCAAGGUGCAGAUAUUGUUUGUAUGGCAGUCACAGAUGCGAAAUUCAAUUGCGAAUCAGGUCAAUGUAUUCUGCGAAAAAUUAAGAACAGAGGGAGUGGAUGAAGAUGAGGAGAAAGAGGUAAAAGCAGUGGAUUUUGAUGAGGAAGAAGUAAGGAGUGAGAUGGAGAAAAUGAGCAUCAAAGUCAUGGAGUUAGAGAAAGAGUGUUGUGAAAUGAGAAAAGAAAUUGAGAAUGGUUGCAGCAAUCAUCAUAAAAUGAAGAAAGGGAAGAUUAGUAUGUGGAAGGAAAUGAAGAGAAAGUUGGGGUGCAUGAGUAGCAUACAUGACUGUAAUUGCCAAGUCAAGAAGAAGAAGAAGGUGCACCCAAAACACUAAGACUUCACUUAUCAGAUUCAUUUAUAAUUUCUGCUUGUUCUGAAAAAAAUAAUUGGAUUACACACUAUGUAUGCACUUUUUGACCUGAAUUAGCUAGCCUUAAAUCUGGUUUAGCAUAUGUUUCAUCUACAUAAUAGCAAAGAUGCAUCUUCAAAUGCUCAUGCAACUUGUUUUUUUUUUUGUCAUAAGAAGCUUA
This is a messenger RNA of Ricinus communis (castor bean), 2590 nucleotides long. RefSeq names its product BTB/POZ domain-containing protein At5g17580. The record is from RefSeq and is a predicted model, not a curated record. The coding region runs from base 676 to 2394 and encodes 572 amino acids. Lineage: Eukaryota; Viridiplantae; Streptophyta; Magnoliopsida; Malpighiales; Euphorbiaceae. The transcript has 4 exons.